AUGCGUCGAGUAACCGCGAAUGACACUAUUCACGCUUUUCGCGAAAUUUUCCUGCGUCAAGGCCUUCCUGAGCAGUUGGUUACUGACAACGGGCCACAGUUUACCAGUUUGGAGUUCAAGUCAUUCCUGGGGACUUAUGGGGUCCGCCACAUCUUAACACCGCCCUACCACCCGAAGUCAAACGGACAGGCGGAGAAUUUCGUCAGGUCAAUGAAGCAGGCCUUGCGUCGCGCUAAAUGUGGAAGGGAGGAAGACCCUCUAGGAACGUUUCUGUCUAAGUACAGAUCUUCACCUCAUAUCUCCACCGGAAAAACACCUUGCGACUUGCUUAACAAGAGACCUUUCAGGUUCAAGCUAGAUUUAGUUCGCCCGUCCACACAGGACUACUCAGGACAGUCUUCGCACUCCUCUCCAAAAAGGGUGACAAGAAGUUUUGUCACUAUGGAUAAGGUUUGGGUGAAAGAUCCAACCCGUAAACACCAUUGGGUCAAAGGUGUGAUCAUCAGUCGUGAAGGCAACGUUGUAUAUGAUGUUCAACUGGAUGGCAGAAAACGGCGCCGCGUUCAUGCUGACCACUUGAAGAGUAGAGUGUCGUCAGAUGUCGGGUCGCCUAAUGCUUCUCUGUGUUCAGGUCGUCCACGGGAACCUGGGACGAUUCCCUUGAGCCUGACCAUGGACAUCAACUUGAGACCCCAGGCUUCGUCUGCGCCUCCCGCACUCGACGUCGUCUUCCCACAACAGCCACCUGGAAAUUCAACAGCAGAGCCUCCGCGGAGAUACCCUAUCCGUCAAAGAAGACCUCCUGCCCGUUACAGGUUCACAGCCUUAGGAGGGAGGAAUGAUGUAGACAACGACGACGACCGAGCUAUGACGGAGCGAGGCUCGUGA
Ornithodoros turicata is the source of this 888-nucleotide messenger RNA. RefSeq lists its product as uncharacterized. Gene Ontology annotation, molecular function: nucleic acid binding. The transcript has a single exon. Gene Ontology annotation, biological process: DNA integration. The record is from RefSeq and is a predicted model, not a curated record. NCBI's taxonomy places the organism in Eukaryota, Metazoa, Arthropoda, Arachnida, Ixodida, Argasidae. Bases 1 to 888 code for a protein of 295 amino acids.